AUAUCAGGACAAAUCAGAGCAUUCAUUAAGUUACACAUGAGCUAUGCAACAUGCAAUUGCAGAAUGUGAUCAUGUCAGCUCACAGAAAUUGUUUUGGAACAUAAUACAUUCAUGUUAGGAGGACAGGAGGUUUACAAGAUCCACUUUAUUCAUAUCCAUCAAAUAAUAGGAUAUGUGUCUUCAGCUUCAAAUCAAAAUCUAACUGUCCAAAUUGCAAUAUUUGGAGUGGAUUCAGUUUGGGGGCAAAAUUUGGACCAGGGUAACUCAAAAAGGAAAAGCAACACAUCAGGAUACCCAGGCGGAUCAUAUUUUGGGAAUUUCAUUAACAGCUAUGUUGUUUGACCCUAACUAAUAAAAUACCAGGACUGUGUCACUUUCUAAAUGCAAAAGGAAAGGAUGACUGUUUCAGUUGAAGGAAAGUGUGGUCAAUUCAAUGUGUUGUAAUGUAAAGGUCACAGGAGUCGCACAGUGAUGUAAUUUUGUAUGGAGCAAACAGUAUCUGGAGCACUUGCUAAUAAGAUGCAAAAUAUACCAGGGAUUUAAGAUGUAAAACAUACCAGGACUGGAGGUUUUUAUUGGUUGGUUUUAAGGUCAAGUGGCUAUAAGAAUAUGCUAUGUUGAGUGUAAACAAGGAUUUGUGUUUAGCAAACAGAUAAGGAACUCCUAGUGCAUGGAAAUACUACAUAAAACAUAUAGAUACAGAUUGCACAAGUAAGAUCAAGGAAACAUGCUAGAUUUUUGCUGUUAUUAGGGCUAAGUCGCAACAAUUUUAAAUUCCUAGAGCCAAGGCUUGUAAAUUGAUAUGUCACUUCACAGAUCAAAUUGCACUUGGAAGUCCCAAGUGUAAUCUUAUAGCACAAAAUGGAACGAAAAAAUUUGUUUCUUUACUCUCAAUUAUUGGACAUUUUGGUAUCUGGAGUCAGUAACAAUUAUGGUAAUGGAAUGAAAACCUCCUACAAACACCAUUGAACAGCAUACUCUACAGAUUUAAAAAUGUAAGUUUGACCAAGAAUAGUAACAUCAGUUGUUGUUUGUGCUUUUUCUGUUUACUUUGACCAUUUCUCUGGUCAAACCUCUUUUUUAACUAAACAAAUGUACCAACACCAUAAGCAUUGCUACCAGAGGAAAUUGUAAAUUAAUAAUCAAUUUCUUUGUAAAUUGUAUAGUGGUUAGGUGCUUUUAUCAAAUGUUUUUGUAGAGAAGAUUUUGGAAAGUAUACUUUUGCGAAAAAAUAAAUCAUUGGAGGUGGAUACAUAUAUGAGCUGCCUUUGGUUCCCCUUGGCAAAGAUUUUGUAGAUCAGAAGUGCAACUGGAUAUUAUAUUGCUUUGUGAUUCAAAUGGUUUGAUUAUUAGUAUAAUUCAUGAUAUAUUGUUAUGUUUUCAAUAAAUUGAAAUGGCAAGUGUAAUUGUAAUUGUGAAUGCUUUGGGUGAUAGAAAUUGUAACAAAUAUAUGCUCAGUCAUAUGUUCUACAUUUCCAGCUUUGAAAUUGGAGAUGGGCCAUGAUUUUAAAAGAGUAGUUGUCACAGUUUACCUUAUUCAAAAAAUGGGGGUUUCGAAGUUUACCAAUUUUGGUAGAUGACUGAAUAUCCCUGAAGCGAGGAUAGAAAAGCAGUGGCCAUUCGCCUUCAACCCUGUGUUUUGUUAAAAACUGUCAAACUACAAUGUCAAAAGACAUGUUAAAAACUGUCAAACUACAAUGUUAAAAUGUCAAAAGACAUUUUUAAUAAUUGUCUUCAUUUUUGUGUUUAUUGUGCUACUCUUUUUAUAUUUUCACUGAAAAUAGUAGUUGAACCUUUCUCAAAUUAUUUAAAUAAGAGCCUUUUUGAAAAUCUCUUUUAAACAAGGUGCCUAUUAAAUAGUGAAAAAGUUAACCUUCUCAGUUUUCAGAUUCUACAGGUUGUAGUAUGUUCUUGUGUAAUGGUGUUUUUUGUAUUUUCAUUUAAAGGCUGUGGAGUGCCGUUCCAUAGCAUUUUUAUUUUAUGUUGUGAGAUUAUUUCCAGCAAAAAGUGUGCCAUAUGUGGCUGAAGGAAGUUUGAAAAGAACUGUCUCAGACAACAAAUAUUUAUAAUAAUUUUUGAUAACAUUUUAUGUGCUUGUAAUCACUCAUCAGACCAUGUUAAGAACUUCUUAAGAUUCAUAUUGCUAGAAAAAAAUAAGCCAAAGAACUAAGCUGAAAUUGUGAAGGGAAGUUUCCAAAGUUGCCAACUCUGCAACCCUUAUUGGUAUCGCCCCUAGAAGCAGGUCUGCUAAGAGCUUUUCUGGGAUUUUGGGCAACGGGGGCCUGCCAUGGCGUCAUAAAAACAUGUGAUUGUCACUGUUGUUGUUGUUUUUACGAACUCUAUUUUCCCUUUUUAGGGCCCCUCCCAGCUUAAGUCUCUGGGCAAUCUGCUUCCUGCCCCUCUCUUGGCUGGCUUGCCAGCAACCGUGAAAUAAAUUUCCGAAGUGAUGACAGUCACAAAUAUCUUUAUUUAGAACUUCGAAAUGACAUCCUGUAGCCUGAAAAAGCCUUGUGAAAUAUGUGAUACAAAUGUUUUGUCAUGAAACAAAGUGCAAAAGCAGUUGAAUGGUUCGAAAACUAAUUGUGCAAAUGUGGCCAUGUCUCAUUUAAUUUGUAACCGAUUUGACUGAUUUGGUAUUUUGAGAUAUUUUAUGGUGCUCUUCAAGGUUUUGCCAACUUAAAACGCACCUAUUUUGACGUCACGCAUUUCUUAUGACGUCACCCAACCCAUCGCCUUGCUAUUCAAUAUGCUUGCUCACGAUAGCCACUACUAUUACCCCCCCCCCCCCCCUCCCUAUAAAACGUUGAGUAAGCCUAAAACUUAUUUGCCCAUAUAAGAUUGGAAACCCUAUAGUUGAAUUGAUUCCAAAAAUUAUAUAAAAACACAGGAAAAUCUUGUAGUUGCAAUUCCUGUCAAAUAUAUCUGUUUCCUUCCCUGUCAAACUACUUCUGAUCAAAUGUAUUGUCAAAGACCAAAAGAUGAGAGGUUUUCAUGAAGUUCUGAUUAAGUUUAUAUAAAAGAAACCAAUUAUUCGGGAUUCACUUUCCAACUAAAAAUGUUUCUGUUACAGUAACCAUUACGGAACUUAAAACGUCUCUUUUUCAACUUCAAUCAAGCCCGUAGACAGGCGUGUGGAGUAGGGGUGGCAAACUUCCUGUGUUCAAUGCAGGCGAAGUUUAAAUUUAAGCUUUUGUAGGGGUAGGGGGUAUGGCAGGUGGCUAGAGUUUAUGGAAACAAAUACUGAUACUGUCAAUAUCACUGUCAGGUCUGACAAAAUCAUUAAAGUGCUUGUGAACAAAUGCCCUUCUUCGCUGAAUGUUGCUGACCACUGAUUAUUCCAUUGGGUGUCUAUACUAUAGAAUAUUGUUCGCAAAGUUUCUUGUUCACAUAACUUUUGAUUUUGAAAUGCCCUGACCACUUUGUUGCAGCAAGUCGUUUCAGCAAUUUUCUGAGAAGAAGUUUUUGCUUGGCAGCGAAAGUUUUUUUUAGCGCCAGGUAUAAUCUUAAGUUCUACAUGGGUAAUAAUAAACCCCAAUUAGCAUCUUUCCUUCUUCCAGUGUUAGGUUGAACGGCAAUCCAAUGACAACGAAGAAAAACUUCUUUAAAAAUGUAGAGACAAGAUUCUCGGGAAUGGCAAACAGCUGGCACUCUCUUGCCCCAGGGGUGGCAUUGCCACCCUAUCACAGAAUAGGAAAUAUUUCCUAUUCGGUGAACCUAUGCCACCCCCUUUCUACGGUUCUACGGGCCUGACGUCAAUUGAAAACAGGAAAUAAUGAAUUGUUGGCUUCAAGUGUUUCUCUGUCUGCUACCCUGUGAAACCACGAGAUCAUAAUAGGUGACGUCAUUAAGAAAUGUUGUGGUCACAUGAAAACGGAGCUAGCGUAUCAGUAGAAUCCUGUUGUCCAGAAGGUUUAGUCGCCGUGGCCAGUCCAGUUAAGAAUCAUGGCACUCGUCAACGGAUUCCUUAUUCACCUCGUGAUACUUUUUGUUUGGACCAGAACAGUGACUAGCGGAUUCUUGCCCAAUGUCAACUGUAACACAAGAUUAACGGUAGUGCCAACAACAUCGGAUACAUCAUAUCGGUUUUACCCCUACUUUGUCAAUUUACAUCGAUGUCAGGGAUCUAAAGGCAGAAACCCCCCAGCUUUGAUGGAAUGCGUGCCUGCGCAGGUGGAGACUGUGAAUGUCGAAGUGAGGCCGCUUCAAACAGCUGACAAGUCGAAUGGCUUUUUGAGCAUCCAAGGGAAAAUGUAUUUGCCGAUGGUCAACCACACAUCCUGCAAAGUCCAGUGUGCUUUCAAGAGAGAGGAUUGUAGAAAGCCGAAUGUUUAUGAUGAAGCUGGCUGCAAAUGCGUCUGCAAUUUGGGCUUAAUAGGCCCUGCAGGAAUGAUUUGUAAAGAUUCAAGAAAAAUGUGGAGCAACGUGUACUGUGGCUGCAUGUGCAAAAACACCAAAACCUGUCGAAACAGGCGUCAGUACUUCGAUCAGAAUAGUUGCUCCUGCAAAUGCAAAAAAAGGCGUUCGGCUACUAAAGGCUGUGUAUACUACGGCGAAAACUAUGAUCCGUCAACAUGCAGUUGCUUCAAAAAAGCAAGACGAGUCAAACAAAAUCAAACCAUAAAUCAAGAUCAGCAUAAGAAGAGUAGCACUGGCUUAUGGAUUACAGCAGCUGCCAUCGAACUUUUCCUUAUGUUAUGUGCUUUUGACGUGUUUCUGCAUAAGCAUGAGGCAGGUUUUUCCUUUGCAAUCAAAUCCAAGAUUUCGAGCAAAGAUAAACCAAGAAUCAGUGACAGUGAUGAUCACGAGGAGAAGCCCCAUGAAACCACAAAAUUUCGCGUAACAUUCAAAGAAAUACUCCGUCGACAAUCAAGAGUUUCCAGCUCCCUUCGGAAACGAUCUUCCGCUUAUUCAAGUUCCUGUCCUGGACCCCAGACGCCGCUUAUUACGUCACCAAGCCAAGACAACAUUGCAGAAGACGUAUUUUUCCAAGAAUAAACAUCGAAUGAAUGCAACUUUGGAAACGUUCUGGAUCAAAGGGCAAUAAAAUUUUGUUGUAGAUAUGUUGUUAUUCGUCACAUUACAAUGGAACAGCUAGACUAGUUUUCGGUUAUCUCGACACUGUAUUUAUAUAUUUGUAAUCGAAAGCUUAAGUGGCAAAGGGGUUUUAACCUUGAAUUUUCACUCAUAAAUGCGCGAGUUUCUACCAAGUUCCCCUUCAAUACUCGGCUUUUGUCUCAUCUCCUUCAUACAUACACUGCAUCCAAAUAUCUCGUUCAGUGGCGGCUCGGAUAAGUGGGGGGGACAAAUGGUGUGUCAGGGACCACGCCCCCUUUCCCCCUGUUUGAAACAUUAUCUAGAUAACGUGUGACGGUCUAGAUAACGUACAUACACCCCCCCCCCCUCGAAGUUUUCUCGUCAGGUUUGCGAGAAUCUCAAGGACCAACUUUCUGAAAAGGUGGGAGGGCUAGUUCCCCCCGUGGCUCCGCCACUGAUCUCGUUAUUAGUCGCUAGUAGUUGGCCCCCUUUCCCAGUCAAUGACAAAGUAUUAAGAGGCCUUGUUUGAGCUGGAUUUUGGUUUAGGAACAAUUCCUGAUUUACUUUGUUCAAAUGAGUCCCCUGUCUAGAAUGAAAUAAGCGGACCAAACUCUAUAAAAGUCAAUUGGAUGCAAGUACUUACGCGAUAUUUUGCUCUUUCACAACUUUCAAAAAGUUUUUUCAUUUCCUUCCAAGAUUGGCGGGAGCAAAGAAGAUAUUUUUUAUUUCAAUCUACUUAUUUACUGAAAAUUGUUUCAUAGUUACUUCAACUUGUAGCGACUCUUAAAGUUACAAUCAAAUGCAAAUAUUUAAUUUGUUUAAUAUUAUACUAAAUCGAUAAUAAAGUCCUUAAUAUAUUAACAAUUUAAAAUCAGAUUUCUGUUAAAUAGAAUUUCGAUUACCAAUGUUGCUUUUGUCGAAUUUCACUCUCCAACGAACCUGUUUUUUUUUUCAUUAACAAACAGUACACAUACUCUAAUAAUCCUUGAAGUUAAGGUCUUUGAUGUCAUUUUCUAAGAACAUAAAAAGAAAAUAUGUAUUUUACCAAACAUACAUUUAAGAAUUCAAUUUAGGUAUAGGAGUUCUCCCACCACCCCUAAUUUUCUUGGUACUUACUAAAAAUCUCAAAUAAGGUUUUGGAAACGGUAGGUCACGAUUUCUCUUUCGCAGCUUAAUUUGUUUAGAAGGCUACGGGCACGCUGCAGCCUUUACAUCCGUGAGAGUAAAAUUUCCCUCAGCAAAGACAAGAAUUCUGUUAAAACGCCCAAUGAAUUAUAGGAAAAUUUAUCCUUGGUAGAGACAAGAAUUCUGUCCAGGCCCCCAAUGAAAUAUAGGAGAGUUUGUC
This is a messenger RNA of Rhopilema esculentum, 6379 nucleotides long. RefSeq lists its product as uncharacterized. The record is from RefSeq and is a predicted model, not a curated record. Lineage: Eukaryota; Metazoa; Cnidaria; Scyphozoa; Rhizostomeae; Rhizostomatidae.